Messenger RNA from Mus pahari (shrew mouse), 979 nucleotides. RefSeq names its product serum amyloid A-1 protein. The record is from RefSeq and is a predicted model, not a curated record. Gene Ontology annotation, cellular component: extracellular region. NCBI's taxonomy places the organism in Eukaryota, Metazoa, Chordata, Mammalia, Rodentia, Muridae. Bases 174 to 776 code for a protein of 200 amino acids. The transcript is spliced from 6 exons.
CACCAGGAAGAUUUCUGUUGCAGGCUUUACAAGAAAUGGCCCGCCUGGAGUUUCCCAAGGGCGGUGCCAGGCUGCCCUAGCCCCUCACCUGAGCAGGGAGGCUCAGCAUAAAUGCCUGCCUCCCCUCACCUACAGCCACAGACCACCAGCUCUGCCCAGCAGCCACCAGCAGGAUGAAGCUUCUCACCAGCCUGUUCUUCUGCUCCCUGCUCCUGGGUGUCUGCCAUGGAGGCUUUUUUUCAUUUAUGGGCGAGGCUGUCCAAGGGUCUUGGGACAUGUGGCGAGCCUACUCUGACAUGAAGGAAGCUAACUGGAAAAACUCAGACAAAUACUUCCAUGCUCGGGGGAACUAUGAUGCUGCCCAAAGGGGUCCCGGGGGAGCCUGGGCUGCUGAGAAAAUCAGCAGGAUGAAGCUUCUCACCAGCCUGUUCUUCUGCUCCCUGCUCCUGGGUGUCUGCCAUGGAGGCUUUUUUUCAUUUAUGGGCGAGGCUGUCCAAGGGUCUUGGGACAUGUGGCGAGCCUACUCUGACAUGAAGGAAGCUAACUGGAAAAACUCAGACAAAUACUUCCAUGCUCGGGGGAACUAUGAUGCUGCCCAAAGGGGUCCCGGGGGAGCCUGGGCUGCUGAGAAAAUCAGUGAUGCUCGAGAGGGCAUUCAGUCAUUCUUCGGCAGAGGACACGAGGAUACCAUGGCUGACCAGGAAGCCAACAGACAUGGCCGCAGUGGCAAGGACCCCAAUCACUACAGACCUGCUGGCCUGCCUGACAAAUACUGAUCGUCCUCCUAUUAGCUCAGGAGGUUGUGCUGGGGGCCUGAGGGCGGGGGCUGGGCUUCUUCCUACCUAGGAACCCUGAAGAUGCUCUCUGGGAAAACAUAGGAUACCUCUCAUGUGUGUACCACACAGGGGUUUCAGAACUGUGCUACUCUCGCAGUAGUAACCACUCGAUGAGGAGAGGGUAAUAAACAAGAACUUGGAAG